This is a messenger RNA of Strongylocentrotus purpuratus (purple sea urchin), 3096 nucleotides long. RefSeq lists its product as uncharacterized. Bases 615 to 2693 code for a protein of 692 amino acids. Lineage: Eukaryota; Metazoa; Echinodermata; Echinoidea; Camarodonta; Strongylocentrotidae. The transcript has 7 exons. The record is from RefSeq and is a predicted model, not a curated record.
UAGUUCCCAUUCAGUUCCCAUUUUUAGAAACACGCGCAUUGAAGUCUGUGUUUGCUUCACUGUCGAGGAAGCUCCUGUAAACACACAGCCUGGAGUCUGGCUGCUAUUUCUGGCGUCCCCUAGUGAUAAUCGUGUUUUGUUCAACUCAACAACGCAGCCCAAGUAGCCGGUGGUUGACUUUUUGAGGAGUUUAGACGAUUUACUUCUCUGUGUAUAGUAGCUUUAGCCAGCUAACAUCUUUCCUUUCCACUUGCCAUUUGAGUUGCUUUGACGAUUUCGUUAAUGGAAAAUCCGCCAACUUGUGCAUAUCUAUUUUUUUUUAGAAGUUAGGGAUAAUCCAAUUUUGGAAUUCUUGGUGAAGUUUCUUGCCUUGACCAAGAAAAGAAGGCAAGACAUUACAACCCAGCCGAUGACAAAAAGAGAAUACUUUGGAGCUACAUCAAGACACACCAAGUUAUUUCCUCCACAACAUGACCGGUGCUUGUUAGACUCUCGGUAAGGACUAUACCAAUAUCUGAAAGAUGAAGCUCGACACCAUGCAGGACUGCAUCACCUAUGUCUAGAGGGUAACAUACUCUACGGUGCUGUAGGGAGGGUGAGAGCAUCUCAUCACCAUGACAAGCAAGGCGACCAAGGCCUUGAGGGGCCUGAAGACACUGCAAGCGGAUGAGAUAGGUGUUCUGAAGAGCAUGAAAGCAUCGGAGAUGAGCAGUGAUAUCAGAUGCCAGAAUCACGCCGCGAAGGAAGCACUGCGAAAGCAGGUCAACAUCUGGUAUCAAGACCAACACGAUGCCGUGAGGAAACUGUCUCAAAAUCAGCAACAAGCUUUCAGUAAACUCAUCAAAUUUCAGAAUGAGAAGAGAAAGAUACAGAGGCAAUCAUACAUACAGAAACAACGAGCAAUACAACAGACACUACGAGAGCAGGCCAUCAAAGAUCGGGAAGCAGCGGCCAGAAAGUUUCUUGAGAGCACCAUAAAGAAGGGCAAGAAGAAAAUUGUCGAGAGACAAAAGGAGAAAAUGGAGAUGAAACUUGGAGAUAUAGAAGAAAAUGAAGAGGAGGCCAUUGAUGUCGGAGAUGGGUCGAAUGCAAAGACGUUGGUCAGCGACGAAUCGGUUGACGAAGGCUACAAGAUGGUUGAAGAAAACAGGGACAAACCUAAGACAGAAAUUCAAGGGGAUCUUCCAGGAAGAGAGUCGGUCGACAGCGGAAUUGUGACACAUUCGCUCAACUCUCAAAACUCAUUUGCCAAAAUUGCCGAGAAACUGCCACAUGAUCAAUUAAUAGUAUCAGAAGACUUUGCGAGCAAAAGAGACAGGAAAGUGACAUUUGUCGAAGAUGAAACCGGCGAGGAGAGGAAAUUAGUUCACAAUAAGAUUAAUGACGUGAUGACAACGCCUCUUAGUAUAUCACAUCAUCGUGUGACAGUCAUUGAUGGGGAAACGGGUCAUGUUGAAAUCCUUCCACGGCAGAAAACUCGAGUUGUAGACGAAUCAGCUUUCCUAAGGAAGCGAGUGGGCGACAUGUCUCUCAGAUCAAACAGAAUCCCCGACAUUCACCGGGCCCAUCUCAGGCCCAGCACGUCAGAGAGAAAGGGACAGGACGGUUUUGAUGAUGAAGAUGCGGUUGCUAUGCCGACGAGGACAGACUCUGAUCUUGAUCGCAUCAAGGCAAUCGCGCGCGAAAAUGGUAACUCGCACUUUCACAACGCAGACGACACCGUUACGCUAUCGCGAAUGAACACGACCAGCUCAAUCUUGCCGCCAAUCAGUGAAGAUGCACAGAUCAGUAUACAAGCAGACGAGACGCAGAAUCGCUUAAGAGUGAUCGAUCAAACAGGAAAGACUGAUCACGUGGGUAGCGACAAUUCCGCUGUUGAUACAUCUCCCGCCAAAAGUUUACUAUCGUCUGUCGGUGAUGAGCUUUAUGAUCAGUCGGUGAAUGGCAGCGAUGAGGAAGAGGUGCUUGCCUCUGGGGAUGACGAUGAUGAUGAUGACGCGGUUAGGAGAGAUAAAAUUCGAGAGAAGAGGAUGAGGGAGAGACGAAAGUUGGAGGAUGAUAUGCAUAAAUACCAUGUGGGGAUUGCCAACAGGACGUUUAAAGUACCACAAUAUGAAGUCCCUCCGGUGCCUCGUGUCCCCGUUUACACUCGUAACUCGGUUGGGAGUCUGGUUGCCAGCGAGAAGACUGUCAAGCUUGCUUCGGAAGACUUCAAGCUCCCGUCCCGUCGGCAGGAGUAUCUCAUCAAGAAGGCGCUGGAGUGGGAGGAGGCGAGGAAGGAGGUCAGGGAGAAAAAACUACGAGAAUUUCUUGCCAAGAUGAAAAAUUCAGAACAAAGCAUACCGGCGAAAAAUGACCUGACCAAACUAGCGAAACGCCGGGAGCCUUUCCAAACUCAGAAACGAGAUAGCAUUAGCCACAAUACCAUGAAAUCGACCAUCUUCGGUCGCGCCUUGGUGACUGGGUCCAGAUACACAGGGGAGACCACCGACGUCAACGACCUCCGGAACUGUCGUUACAUUCGGCAGACAAGCAUUGAUACUACAUCGAGUAGCAGCGUGGAUGAAUCUUACGAGAUGAGGAGGAGAAAGAGAGCCUUGGAUAAGGUAUCAAGUUGGGGAUCGCUUGGUGCGCCUCACGGUGGAUCGUCUAGGACUAAGAAAAGGACAUCGAGACCGUAUGUGUCGCUAUGACCAGUGACGCGGCUUUGGGGGAACCGGGGGGGGGGGUAUGUAGAGAGAAGGAGGAAGAGAGAGGUGAAAUCAAUGUGGUCUUCAUCUCUUCCUUUAUAUUAACCUGGACUAGACAUACGGUCCUACGCAAUGUUACAGCAUAAUGAUCUCAAAGAGAGGAAGUUUUUUGUUUGUUUUGUAAUGGCAAUCAGUCAAGAACUGACUUUAAUCACCAACGCCUUUCUUUUUAAUAUUACAUAUUAAUUUCCUUCUUUCUCUUGAGCUUGAUAAACUACAUUAAUAUGAGAAAAAAGUUAGAAUUGUCAUUGGAAAGAGACAUAGUCUCAUGAUUCGUGGUUCUUAAUGUUGGAAGCAUAGCGAUUAUCGCGUAUGCGUCCUUACAGUAUUUGUGACUGCUUAUAUG